Malurus melanocephalus (red-backed fairy wren) is the source of this 2431-nucleotide messenger RNA. It is a transcript of the gene ARHGEF16, whose product is annotated as Rho guanine nucleotide exchange factor 16. The transcript is spliced from 15 exons. NCBI's taxonomy places the organism in Eukaryota, Metazoa, Chordata, Aves, Passeriformes, Maluridae. Gene Ontology annotation, biological process: activation of GTPase activity. Gene Ontology annotation, molecular function: guanyl-nucleotide exchange factor activity; protein binding. The coding region runs from base 90 to 2168 and encodes 692 amino acids. The record is from RefSeq and is a predicted model, not a curated record.
CCUUUCCCGUCCCUCCCAUCCCGUCCCCGUCCCGCCCGCCGCCGCCGCCGCGCUGGCUCCGAGGGGCGCGGCCUGCUGCUUCCUCCACCAUGUCUCGGAGCCCCUCAGCGGAUGACAAGACCUUGCUCCUGGAGUACCGAUGCCACCCGGUGCGUCCAGAGCCCCCCAGCCCGACCUGUCCCCACGGCAAGCAUGGCUCCACCGCAGCUCCCAGUGCCACCCCGCUGUCCCCUCUGGCGUCCCCAACCUCGGCCGAGCCCCGGCGCAUCAUCCUGAGCACGGAGAGCCCGGCUGCGCUCAAGGUGGGCACGCAGCAGCUCAUCCCCAAAAGCUUGGCCGUGUCCUCCAAGCCCAAGAACAGCCCCUCCCGGCACCAGAGUUUCGGGGCCAGCCGYGAGCCCCUGAGCCCGGACACGGCACGGACGGCUGUCCCCAUCCUGUCACUGGAGGCSGAGGAUGAGGAUGAUGGCGGAGGGGCCCUCAAACGCAACCUGAGGAACAUGUCCUACCGUGCGGCCAUGAAGGGCCUGGGUGCAGAGCUGGAGCCACCAAAGGCCACCCCGUCACUGAAGCCCGUGUCCGAGGAUGGCAGUGCCCUGCCUGACCGCAGCCCCGGCAGGAGCAAGAGAACCCUUGGGAGGAAGCGGGUGCAGAAGCGUGGCRGCUCAUUCAAGGACCAGCCCCGGCUGUAUCAGGAGAUCCGUGAGAGAGGGCUGAACUCUGUCAGCCAUGAGUCAGACGAGGACUUGCUGGAGGAGCCUGUCCCAGAGGAGCCGUCCCCUCUGGGCGCCGCCAUCGUGGUGCAGAGCUACCGCCCUGCGCAGGUCACCUGGAGCCAACUGCCCGAGGUCCUGGAGUCAGGCAUCYUGCAGAGGAUCUCCCCCGAGGAGCGCAAGCGGCAGGAGGCCAUGUUUGAGAUCAUCACUUCAGAGUACUCCUACAUGCACAGCCUCAGCAUCCUGGUGGGCCACUUCAUGAGGUCGGAGGAGCUGAAGGAGACCAUGACUCAGACAGAGCAUCACCACCUCUUCUCCAACAUCAGUGACAUCCUGACAGUCAGCACGAGCUUCUUUGAGGACUUGGAGAAGCGGCACCAGGAGCACCUCCUGAUCCCUGACAUCAGUGACAUUGUGGAGGAACACGCCUCAAAACACUUCACCCCCUACAUCAGCUACUGUUCCAACGAGGUCUAUCAGCAGAGGACACUGGAUAGGCUGCUAACCACAAACCCCUUAUUUAAAGAGACCCUGAAACAAAUUGAAAGGAAACCAGAGUGUGGAGGCCUGCCAAUGAUCUCGUUUCUCAUUCUGCCCAUGCAGAGGGUAACACGCCUUCCUCUGCUCUUAGAUACCGUCCAGCAAAAAACAAACGCUCACUCUGCAGCGUAUGGAGCUGCCACCCGUGCUGUGAAGGCCAUCAGCAAGCUGGUGAAGAGCUGCAAUGAGGGAGCUCGGGCRAUGGAGAGGACAGAGCAGAUGUACACCUUGCAGAAACAGCUGGAAUUUGGAAAGAAGAAGCCMUUCCCGCUGAUCUCGGUGUCCCGYUGGCUGCUGAAGCGCGGCGAGCUGCACCUGCUGCUCUCCGAGGAAUCCGGCAAAUUCCGCCGCGGCGCCGGCCGCCUCUGCCACCUCUUCCUGUUCAACGACGUCCUCAUCAUCACCAAGAAGAAGAGCGAGGAGAGUUACACGGUGAUGAACUACGCCACGCUGGASCAGGUGACCGUGGAGAAGGUGGAGAGCUCGGAUCCACCCUCCCCUCCUCCCAGCAAGGCUGGUGGGCACCUGCUGCGGGUGGUGCUGGAGAAGGACAGCGAGGGCCGGCGUGAGGAGGUGGUGCUGUCGGCAGAGACGCUGAGUGACCGGGCCCGCUGGAUCGCAGCGCUGAUGCACAGGGAGAAGGAGAAGCCUGACCCCACUCCCAAAGGAGAGCUGAGCCAGGUGGAGAUCACCCGCGCCUACCUGGCCAAGGAGGCRGACGAGCUGUCCCUGCAGCAGGCAGACGUUGUCCUGGUGCUGGGUGGAGAGGAUGGCUGGUGCUGGGGGGAGCGGCUGCGGGAUGGGGAGCGGGGCUGGUUCCCCCAGUCCUGUGCCCGGCCCAUCACRAGCCGCGUGGCCGCCGAGGGCAACGUGCGGCGCAUGGAGCGGCUGCGCAUCGAGACCGACGUGUAGGGGGGCCCAGAGAGAGCCCAGAGAGASCCCUSUGCCUGCCUCGGGGAGCUCCACACCUCUGCACACUGAGCCCACGGAGAGGAGGGAGCACCAGAGCCUUUCUGCUGGAUCUGAGCUGGCCUCGGGUGGCAAUCUGAGCGCCCAGCACAGGGCUGUGUGACAGCGGUGACACCGCAGCUCCUGCACGGGACAGCUGGCACCGGGCACUCCUGGCAGCGCUGGGACCCGGAUCAGGCUCCGGGAGCAGCCCAGGGCUUGGCUCA